Messenger RNA from Branchiostoma floridae (Florida lancelet), 3404 nucleotides. RefSeq names its product ATP-dependent zinc metalloprotease YME1L1-like. The record is from RefSeq and is a predicted model, not a curated record. Gene Ontology annotation, molecular function: metalloendopeptidase activity; ATP-dependent peptidase activity; ATP binding. Lineage: Eukaryota; Metazoa; Chordata; Leptocardii; Amphioxiformes; Branchiostomatidae. Gene Ontology annotation, cellular component: mitochondrial inner membrane. Gene Ontology annotation, biological process: mitochondrion organization; protein quality control for misfolded or incompletely synthesized proteins.
GAGAUUUUUUACGUAAACGCAUGCGCAUGUAUAAAGUAGCCAUCUUGUUCCCGGUUUGUCAUCUGCCCGUGCAACUAUCGUGAAAAAUUGUGAUGUUUUGAGCAUUUAUUACGUCAGAAAUCAUAAUUAUUACGUCCGUACAAAAAGAGAGUGAUGUUUUCUGUCAGCGGACUUCAUCCACAGCUGAUAGCACCGCUGUCACAAGUUGUCAAUGUCUUCAACUCCCUGAAGAGUUCGACAACUUGUCAUGCGUCGGCAUGGCAACGGCUCCAACAGAAGAACCGGAAGGAACAGAGCGAGUUCACAGUGUCUGACGCCAGUGUUUCUCUGAUAUUGAAGGACCUAGGAUUGUCGGGGAUUUCGCCUUCUGUGAUCGCCCAGGAGGUCAAUAACCUCUUACCCACAGCCAUCGCUCCGUUGUUGGACCAGAAACCCAGCCACUGGCAAACUAGCUAUGUUUCUGCAGAGUCCUUCUUUGAAAAUAAGCAUGGCAUGCCUCCCCGUUUGUUUGAGAGUUAUACCAGAAGAAAUAUGUCCAGCCUCCUGCCAGCACACCUCAGUAUUCAGCCUACUUUCCCUGUCUCCCCGGUUUUACAACAGAGACGUGGCUUCAAAACACGAGCUCAGCGCAGCAAACUCAAGAUGGAAGAAGAGGAGGCUUCUGGAGUUCUGUCUGGCAUGAAGUCGACCCUUGCCAAGGAUAAACCCAUUGACGUGAACAAGAUUGUGAAGGAACAUAACAUAAAGGAGGGGAACCGGGAAGCCUUCAAGUUUGGUUUUGCAGAUGGCUACCUGAUGGCACAGGCACAGUCACUCAAAGGAAUUGAUGUCAACAAGCUUGCAGCCAGUCGAGUGAAGGGGGGUGGAGACCAAGACGCAUUCAAGAGGGGGUUUGAGGAAGGUUUCCUGAUGUCUAAGGAACAUGUCCCCAAAACAACAACUUGGACAUCGUACUUCAUGCGAGCGCUGGGCAGCACCCUGGUGUUCACCAUCAUCUUCAUCAUCCUCAUCAACCUGCUGGCCAUGAGUUUCACCUCUGAGAUGAGAGGACGACUGCGUUUUUCUGGUAUGGACACGUCCGUGCAGGCGGUUAAGGACAACAACGUGACGUUUGAAGACGUAAAGGGCUGCCAAGAAGCUAAAGAGGAGCUAGAAGAGGUGGUGAACUUCCUGAGAGAUCCUGACAGAUUCACCAACCUGGGGGGCAAACUACCAAAGGGUGUGUUGUUGGUUGGCCCACCUGGUACAGGUAAAACCCUCCUGGCACGUGCCGUGGCAGGGGAAGCGGACGUCCCGUUCUUCUACGCCAGCGGCUCGGAGUUUGACGAGAUGUUUGUGGGAGUGGGAGCCAGCAGAGUCAGGAACCUGUUCACUGCUGCUAAAAAGAACGCCCCAUGUGUGGUGUUUCUGGACGAGCUGGACUCCGUGGGGGGGAAGCGAGUGGACUCUCCCGUCCACCCCUACUCCAGGAUGACCAUUAACCAGCUGUUGGCCGAGAUGGACGGCUUCAAGCAGAACGAGGGGGUCAUCGUCAUGGGCGCCACCAACUUUGUGGAGGUUCUAGACCCGGCGUUGACCCGUCCCGGCAGGUUUGACACCACAGUGACAGUGCCUCGUCCAGAUGUCAAAGGUCGUCUUGAGAUCCUGAAGUUGUACCUUGGCAAGGUGAAAGUUGACACAGACGUGGAUGGGGACAUCCUGGCACGAGGCACGGUAGGAUUUACCGGAGCAGACCUGGAGAACAUGGUUAACCAGGCAGCGCUGCACGCCGCUUCGGUCGGGCACCAGUUUGUCACCAUGGCCGACCUGGAGUUCGCCAAGGACAAAAUCCUCAUGGGUCCUGAGAGACGGAGUGCACAGAUCGAUGACAAGAAUAAGAAGAUCACAGCGUACCAUGAGGGAGGCCACGCCUUGGUGGCGUUCUACACCAAAGAUGCCACGCCCAUCAACAAGGCCACCAUCAUGCCCAGAGGGCCUACAUUGGGACAUGUCUCCCUCUUGCCUGAGAAGGACCGGAAUGAGACCAAAUCUCAGCUGCUGGCUCAGAUGGACAUCUGUAUGGGAGGCAGGGUGGCAGAGGAGAUUUUCUUUGGACCCGACAAUAUCACUACAGGUGCAUCCAGUGACUUUGAGCAGGCAACCAAGAUCGCAAGAAUGAUGGUGACGAGAUUUGGAAUGAGUGAGAAGGUGGGAGUGAUGGUGUCCGGUGAAAGUGGUCUUAGUCCAGAAAUGAAGGCCAUGAUCGAGACUGAAGUCAGACAUAUGUUGAAGGAGUCCUACAAACGUGCAGAGACUCUGUUAAAAACCCACGCCAGGGAGCACAAGACAUUGGCAGAGGCACUGCUAAGAUACGAGACGCUCACCGCAGACGAGAUCCGAGAAGUCUUGGACGGGAAGCAGCUGCAAAACAGAUGAUCAACAAAGCUGUCCCCCACCCGUUUCUGGUUUGGACUAGUCCAGUGUGAGAUUCCGUGAUGACAUGAUAAAGAUGACCUGCCCCACCUAAACCCAAAAUGGACUGGUCCAGUAUCAGACUUAUUUGGGCAACAUUGGAAGCAAAGAUUACUCAUCUAGGGGUGUUACAAAUAGCAUAGAUUGCCCUUAUAUUGGCUGGCAAUUGUCUGACCAUCCCUAUCCUUGGAAGUGAAGAAAAGUGCUCUUUUGCUAUUAAGUACAAUUUCCUCUUUCAUGAGUUUUAUUUCAGGGAAUUCUUCACUGCAUGAAACCUCAAUCUUACUAUUUUAUUGUUAUCAAAAGUGGGCUGAAAAAUCCCACAUUAGAGUCUGACUUUGUGGAAUGUAAAAAUGCUGAGCACCUGGCUUUGUAUGGCAAGCAUCCCUUUUGCAACUUUUAGAUGAACUUCACUAUGAAUAUAGAUAUUAGUUUUUUCUUGACAAGAACUCUGCCAUUUCCUUUGCUUGGCUCUUGUUCUUUAAGCAUGCUUGUCUGUGAUAUGACCUGUCUUAAGCAUAUGUAAGUUAACUAAAUCCACACUAGAAAUAAGUUUGGAACAUUCUUGAAUGUAUUAUUCCACUAUUAGAAAAUAUGCUUGGUCAGUGAAAUGUGUUAGAGGUAACAGUGUAAAUACAUGUGAAAACAAGACAAUAGAAUUGUAUGGUUAACAGACAAUGCACCAACUUGUGCUGGAUGAUAUGUAUAUCAUAUAUGGUCAUAUUCUAUAGUACUUAAGUUAACAUUCUUCACAUUGUAGUGAUAAGAAAAUGUCUUGACAUGCCAAAAAUCUCUUGUUGCAAACCUGUAGGUCAACCAAGUGAUCGAAAACAAAGCCAGGUUGAAAGUGAUUUGAUCUUUCUGAAUGAAAAGAUGGAUUAUGAACAGUUAGGAAAUACUCCAUUGUAUUUCUGUCUUGAUCACAUUGCAAUAAACAUGGUGUACAAUAAAAA